AUGGCCAAGCUACGCACUUACGAUGUAUACGCCCAAACCGACUUCGAGCCUCGCCGCGAUAUAGUCAAUGGUACUGCCCCUAGCACAGAACCAUGGCACACCGAAUCAAACGACCUCGGUGAAGUUGGAGAGCCAUACUUCAUCGCCAACGGAUACGGUCCGAAAUAUCUGAGCUCCAAGUAUGGAUACCAGGUUAUCCAGCCUCUUGUUACUCCCAAGCAGGCGCAAGAUACAAACUACACCAUGUCUACUAUCUCGCUUAGUCGGCAGACAAGAAACAGCCCACCUUCAUACACUUUGAAGGGAGCUGCUGCUUUCGAGGUCUUGGAAGGUGUUCUGUCAAUCCAGAUUGGAGAUUACCCUGUUGCUACCUUGUUUACGGGCGAUGUCGCUUUCAUUCCUGCUGAGACCGCCUUUACUUAUUAUAGCGCAGUCGCUUUCACUAAGGCAUUGUAUGUCAGCAGUGGUACUGACGGUGUUGAUCAGCAGCUUAUUGCGGGUGGCAAGAGCUGGGAUUUUGUUACUUUCCCUAAGUAUUAG
Molecule: messenger RNA, 540 nt
Organism: Penicillium angulare
Lineage: Eukaryota; Fungi; Ascomycota; Eurotiomycetes; Eurotiales; Aspergillaceae
Exons: 1
Coding region: 1-540 (179 amino acids)
Source: RefSeq, a predicted model, not a curated record